Gadus chalcogrammus (walleye pollock) is the source of this 4956-nucleotide messenger RNA. It is a transcript of the gene tgfbrap1, whose product is annotated as transforming growth factor, beta receptor associated protein 1. The transcript is spliced from 13 exons. The record is from RefSeq and is a predicted model, not a curated record. Gene Ontology annotation, biological process: autophagy; vesicle-mediated transport; endosomal vesicle fusion. Gene Ontology annotation, cellular component: cytoplasm; membrane. NCBI's taxonomy places the organism in Eukaryota, Metazoa, Chordata, Actinopteri, Gadiformes, Gadidae. Bases 254 to 2926 code for a protein of 890 amino acids.
CAGCAUGACGUCUGGACGCGCGUUGUUAACCCCGCCCCGGAGCUCUCGGCAGAACGUGAAGACUUCUUAAUUCGUAGUUUAUUAAAUCAUUCACCAAUGUUUUUAAUAUUAUUGGAAAGGCAGACAACAUGGAGUUGUUAAAUAUAACCCGGAAGAGUUCGUGAAGUCCUGUGGCCACGCCCAUCUCUUGCGAUACGGCCUGCAGUGUGUCAAUGUGGACUGUGCUCCGUCUUUUGGUGUAGAUGCCAUCGCGAUGAGUGUGAAGGCUUUUGAGCUGGUGCCUGCCGUGGAGCGGGACCUGCUGAUGGGGGACAAGGCUCGCAUCAAUGUGGAGUGUAUUGAGUGUUGUGGGAAACACCUGUACGUGGGCACCAACGACUGCUUUAUCCACCACUUCCUGCUGGAGGAGGUGCCCUCUCAGAAAGGCGGGAUAAAGUACUCGGCCCAGAAGCUGCAACAGAAAUACCUGGGCCUUAAGAAACCAGUCGCAGAGCUCCGUGCCGCCUCAGCCUUGGAGCGCCUCAUCGUUCUCUGUGACGGCGUGCUGUUCCUGGUAGACAUGGCCACGCUGGAGACAGUUCCCUCAGCAACGGGCUCGGGCGGGGCCAAGAUAAAAGGCGUGACGUCUUUUUGCAUGAACGGAAACCCGGUGAACACCGACCCAUUCUGUGUGGAGAUCGCGGUGAUCUCGUCCCGACGGCGCACAGUGCAGGUUUACACUGUGUACGAGGACCGCGUGCAGCUGGUGAAGGAGGUGACCACGGCAGAGCAGCCCAGCGUAGUGAGCCUCGACGGCUAUUUUCUGUGCCUUGCACUGGCCAGCCAGUACAUGAUCCUGAACUACACCACUGGGGCCUCGCAAGACCUCUUCCCCUACAACAGCGAGGAGAGGAGGCCCAUCGUCAAGAGGAUCGGCAGGGAAGAGUUCCUCCUGGCUGCGCCUGGCGGCCUUGGGAUGUUUGCCAAUGCGGAGGGUGUGUCCCAACGUGCGCCAGUCAACUGGUCGGAGAGUGUGAUUGGUGCAGCUGUGUGUUUUCCAUAUGUGGUGGCCCUGGACCAGGACUUCAUCUCCAUCCAUAGCAUGCUGGACCAGCAGCUCAAACAGAGCCUGGCCUUCAGGGACGGGCACAUCCUGCAGGACUUUGAAGGUAAGGUGGUGUUGGCCUCCACCAAGGCAGUGUAUGUGCUGGUCCCGCUGCCCCUGGAGCAGCAGAUCCAGGACCUGCUGUCUGGAGACCGCGUGGAGGAGGCCCUGGUGCUGACGGAAGGAGCCCAGCCCAACAUCCCCAGGGACCGCUUCCAGAUCCUGCAUAGACGGAUCCUACGGCAGGCCGGCUUUAUCCAGUUUGGACAGCUCCAGUUUCAGGAAGCACAAGAAUACUUCAGGAAAGGAGAGCUGGACGUCAGGGAGCUAAUCUCCCUUUACCCCCUCCUGCUGCCCCCCACGUCCUCCUUCACCCGCUGCCACCCCCCACUGCACCCCUUCGCAGACCUCAACCACCUGGCCCAGGGCGACCUGGAGAAAGUGCUGCGCUGCAAGAGGUUCCUCAUCUCCUACCUAGGAUCGGUCCGUGGUACCGAGGCCUCCAGGGCGUCCCGGGAGGAAGUGGACACAGCGCUGCUGAAGCUGUAUGCUGAGCAGGACCACGAGAGUCUACUGGACCUGCUGGCCUCAGACAACACCUGCCUGCUGGCUGACAGCGCUCCCUGGCUGGAGAAACACAGCAAAUAUUUUGCCCUGGGUCUCCUGUAUCGCUGUAACGGCCAGGAUUCUGCUGCUCUGCAGUUGUGGAUCCGUGUGGCGGAUGGGGAGCUGCAGGACUCGACCCGACCGGACCUGUAUGAAUACAUAGUGGACUUCCUCACCUUUUGUCCUAAUCUGGACCUGGUCUGGAGGUACAGCGACUGGGCAUUGAAGAGAGACCCCAAGGUAGGAGUCCAGAUCUUCACCAAGAGGUCUUCUGGCAAGGACCAAUCGGGUCAGCCAAUGCCUGAUGAUGUCAUCACUUACCUUGAGAAGCACAGCCCUGCCCGCCUCCUAUACCUGGAACACCUGGUGUUGGAAAGACGCAUUAAGAAGGAGAAGUUCCACAGCCUCCUUGCCGUGCUGUACCUGGAGCAGGUGUUGUCUCUGCUAGAGGGCGCUCCUCCCCCGGCCCCAGGCCAGCUCUCCCUCGCCCGGGAGAGGCUUCAGGCCCUCCUCAGGGAGUCCAACCUCUACAGGGUCCAGCUUCUACUAGGUAAGAUGGAGGGCUGUGAUCAGCUGCUGCUGGAGCGUGCCACCCUCCACGGGAAGCUGGAGGAUCACGGAAAGGCGCUGGACAUCCUGGUCCACCAGCUCCAGGACUACAGCUCGGCGGAGGCCUACUGCCUCUGGGCCUCCUCCUCCUCCUCCCAGGGCGCAGCCUGCAGACAGCAGCUCCUCCACCUCCUUCUGGACAUGUAUCUAGGUGGAGGUGCAGAGGAGAGACGAGGAGACCUCGAGAUGGCCGCCGUGGACCUGCUGAACCGUCACGGCGAGCGGUUUGACGCGGUGCGCGUGCUGAGCGUGCUCCCGGAGGGCUGGUCCCUGCAGCUGCUCAAGCCCUUCCUGGGCCGGGCUGUGCGCACCAGUGUGCACGCUAGCAGGACGUCUCGCCUGGCGCUGGGCCUGUCCCGUGCUGAGAACCUGCAACUGUUGCACGACAGGUUAAAGGAGCGGAAGAAGCCCAUCCUGGUGUCUGAGAAGCGGGGCUGUCACCUCUGUCACAACACAUUCAGCUGCCCCGACGUGGUCUGUCUGCCCGGCGCUGUCCCCGUACACACACACUGCAUCGCACACAGACUGUCAGACUCCGCCCUCAACACGCAUGCUGACUCCGCCCCCAGCAAACACGUGGACUCUGCCCCUAACAAAAACUCAACGCAGAACAGCAAUCACACGUAAGACUCUCGCUGGUGCGGAAUCUGGACCAAUCAAGGAGCUGGGAUCGCCCGAACCAGAAGGCUAACCCAGUCAUGCUACGUGCUACUGAGACACGCGGAGAGGUGCGUGCGUGCUAGUUCACACGUGCCUAGGCGAAAUGGUUGAUUUGAAGAUAUUUAUUUCAGUGCUGCUUUUACACUAAUUUCUUUUUUUUCAACUGGAUGAUGUGAGAAUUGACUAAACCAAAUCAUUGACUGCCCCGCUCCUUCCCUGGCCUACUCUUUGAGGUGCUGUUUUCCCCCUGACCCCUGCUCCAGGGCCUUAUCUGCACCCCGCAUAUGUAUCAAGCUGAUGUCCACCCUAAACAGAACUCUUAACCGGUUCACAGCUUCUUUAGGAGAAAACGCUAAUACCAGAGGGUCAAACCUCCACUUCUCUGAGAUGAAAACAUUAGAUCAGAGUUUGUCAUUCAGUGUGUCAUCUUGCAAACUCCUUGGCAUCGGAUGCUUAACCACCAUGGGACUCAUUUGUACGGUCUGGUAUUCUUGCACAACAUAACGUCCGCCAGGUUAUGAAACAAUCUGACAUGAGCUUGCUUGGCUGUGGUCCCCCAUCUCAGUGCAGUGUCUUCAUGCUACUGCUGAGCUAAUGCUAGGCUUAUCCUCUUUGAACAGGAAGCACACAGUUUGCUAAGCUUGUGUCUAUCUAGAUGGGAAUAUAUGUGAUGUAUCAACCGCUGCUUUCGAAAUAAAAGUGUAAUUUGUCAUUUUGGGUGUGGGGGUGGCACAGUUAUUGUUAACAUUGAGGCAAAUGUCCUAGGGUUUACCUCUGCUUGUUUGUAUUGGGUCUGAGAUGGUCUUGAGAAGGUGUAAAACUGAUGGAAUAUACAUGUUUUGCAACAGGGUUACAUUUUUUUCUUAUUGUCCAAGUUAUAUUUUGACUCUUCUAGAAGGUGGUGCUUGACAGAGAGUAGAGGGUGGAAUGCUGACAUUCAUGAUUUGCAUCGGUAAAUGAUCUAUAAUCUGGAAUAUCUGCUGUAAUAUUUGAGUUGCCAACGUCUGACCAUUACAGGUGAAUGCGUGGCUAUUUUAUAUUUUGUCCCAUUGAGACUGAAUGAAAACAGCCCAACGUACAUUUUGAUUUAUAUAUUUGAUGUUUUUCCUUCUUCAAUUACUAAAUGGACUUCCAGAAGUUGAGGUCCCACAAAGUCAUGCGGUUGUCCUCGGUUGACCCAGCACUGAAAUUAGCGUUCUUGUUUUGUGUAUUUAAGGAGAGGUCAGAGAGGAAUAAUGGUCGGACCAUUUUACGUUUCAAGACCAUGAACCUUCCUUUAUUUGUGUGUGACUGUCCUAUCAUGUUAUAAUGGCGUAGCGGACACAUCCCUCAGGGUUACUACCAAGACGACAUUACCAACUACUGACCACUGUUAGAUAAUUCAUUCAUAAUCUAUUCAUUUAUUUGUUCAUGGAAGGGAAAUGACUUCUUAAAAAAUAAUUAUACCCAGUCCUGACCAUAUCUAAAUCCAGUAUUGGGAUCUUGCACAAAGUAUUUAUAUUAUUAAAAGAAAAUAAGAACAACGCUUGUGUUGAAACAUUGACAUGUAUAAAUAUUCAGUAUUUAUACUGCUCUGAAAAUCACAUCCAAAUGGAAUGUUAACCGUGAAGCGGACCAUUUGAAUAAAGAUGAACUAAUACCAUUGUUCACAUGAUAUUCAGUCAUAAGGUUUAUUAUAUCUGAAGGGUUGUGGAAUAGUUUAAUUAUGCAAUGGUUUCACAUUAUUAGUAAAAGGACUAGGGUUUUGAAAACAUUACCGUAGUUAUACCGGCAGGACGAUUUAAAAUGUAUUAAUGUAUAAAAUAUGCCUUAUAAUAAAACAGGAAAUAUGGGAAGAUGUGAGAAAUUUAUCAAGUGGCAUACAGGUAUGGGUUUAGUCUUUUUUUACGGCAAAAAUAAAUGUCCCAUAUAAAUUGUCUCUUGCGCUUUCCACCAGAGGGCCAUGUGGAGAUGCGCGCCCAUCUUUACUUGGCAACGUAGGCAGAAAUUCCGACAAA